Frankliniella occidentalis (western flower thrips) is the source of this 1581-nucleotide messenger RNA. Its product is annotated as damage-control phosphatase ARMT1. The coding region runs from base 198 to 1529 and encodes 443 amino acids. The record is from RefSeq and is a predicted model, not a curated record. Gene Ontology annotation, biological process: DNA damage response. NCBI's taxonomy places the organism in Eukaryota, Metazoa, Arthropoda, Insecta, Thysanoptera, Thripidae. Gene Ontology annotation, cellular component: cytoplasm; nucleus. The transcript is spliced from 9 exons. Gene Ontology annotation, molecular function: phosphatase activity.
CGAUCCACGGAUCAGAGUGCGAAUAGCGACUAUUACGACCGACAAAAAGCUGUCUGCUCCGUCCAGACGUCUUCUGCUUCCGAGACUUGUACGAACUUGUCAAGAAAGUCUCGACACGGAUUUCACUCCUGCAGGCGGCGACCGUUCGUGAAGGCUUCAAAGACUGGUUUUAGUGGUGGCUUUGACCUUCCCUAGUCAUGGCGGCAAGACAGACAUCUGUUUCAGAAGAAUGUAUCGACAUGGUAACUCCUUGGAAUGAAUACCUCAGUGCCAAAUACAAAAGGAGCUUUGCAUAUCACACUGUACGCAAUCGACUACCUGUUACCGUAACCCAAGUGCUUGAUCACCUGUCAAGAAAAAAGGAGGAAUUGGCACAAUCACUUGGUGAGGUGUCACGAGAAGAAGUGAAACAAAUCAUUGGCUACUUUUCUAAGCUUAAAAAUGAAAUGCAAACUAACAAACCACUAACACCAUUUAACUCAAAUGAAGUGGAUGAAAAAUCAUGGAAUGAUUUCCUCAAAAAUUCUGAGGACAGUUUAGGUCGACCUCUUUUGUGGUUUGCUGAUGUUUGGUUGCAUAUUGAGUGUUACCUUUAUCGAAGAAUAAGAGAAGCUUUUGCACUCACGCAGCACUUUCAUAACUAUGACCCAUUUCGGCAUCAAAAGGAAGAUGCCUUCCCAGGAUCACUUCAAGCCAUCGCUGUGGUUGGCACUCACUUGGUCAAAGUGUGUUCUUCAAUGGCAUCAGCUGAUACUGAAAAAUAUGUUGUACAGUUUCUGAAGCUGUCCUUGUGGGGUAAUCGCUGUGAUCUAUCCAUUUCUGGUGGAAAAGAAAUUGCCCAGGUGGCUGAUCCCCUGGAAAUGAUUUCCCAACUUGACAACUUAAUACUUGCAAACGAUCUGCCAAAAGUAUGGGAUGUUCUAUGCAAAGAGCCUAGCUCCCGUGUCAUAGACAUUAUCUUUGAUAAUUCGGGAUACGAACUGUUCACGGACCUCUGCAUUGCUCACCUUCUCAUAAAAUUAAAAUUGGCUGAUAAAGUUCGAUUUCAUGCCAAGAGAGUGCCAUGGUUUAUAUCUGAUGUUAUGGAGCAUGACUUCAACUGGCUUAUAGAUGAAAUGGGCAAACAAUCAGCGACACCAAGCUUAUUGGAAUUGUCAAAGGAGUGGAAAAGUUACUUGAGCUCUGGUUGCUGGUCGCUGUUUGAUGAGCCUUUUUGGACUCUACCUUACUCAUAUGACUGCAUGAAGGAUGUUGAUACCGAGUUGUACAACAGUUUUAAAGAAUCAAAACUUCUAAUUUUUAAAGGGGACCUUAAUUAUCGUAAAUUAGUAGGAGACAUGAACUGGCCUCACACUGAGGAGUUCACUGUUGCUCUAAGGGGAUUCACUCCUGCUCCCCUAGUGAGCCUUCGCACUAUUAAAGCUGACGUGGUUGUUGGCUUAAAGCCUGGGACGGCUGAAGAAGUUGCUAAAGUUGAUGACGAUUGGCUCACAACAGGAAAAUAUGCAGUGGUGUCUUGUUUCUGUUAAAAUAUGAUUGUGUGUUAAGGACUGCAAGCUGACAGCUUCCAUUCCUUCCAUU